UAUAUAUUAAGUCAUUGAGGUUAACGUAAGACUUGUAGCAAAAGUUGCUACAAGUUGCGUCUGAUUGCUUUUUCUUCUGAGACUGGUGUAUCAAAUAUAUUUGUUGUUUCUGAAAAAGAGAAGAAUAGUAUUGAAUAUAUACAUAUGUUUAUUUCAUCAUAGUUAAAGAACCCUAACUGAGCUCUUGCUGAGUUUUAACCAAAAUGAGUGGUCAGGUUGUUCGCCACGUAAAACCAAUUUUAUCCGUCAGCAGAGAAGAUGCUCGUCGAAAAGUACUCAUAUUAUAUAAAGCAUGGAUUCGUCAAGUUCCAUCAAUGUUGUUACUUUAUGAUAUCCCUAAAGAUGAAGCAGCUUGUAAGGCAAAGAUACGUGAAGAGUUUAAACGUCAUGCUCAUGUCACUGAUUUAAGAAUUAUAGAUCGACUUAUUAUAAGGGGUCAGAUGGAAUUACAAGAAGUAGCCAAUAUAUGGAAAACCAAAAGUGGACUUAUGCACUAUUGGAAAGAAACAUGGGAGAAGAAGCCAACUGAUUUCAUGUCAAAAUUCCUUAGUGGGCAAGAUUAAUUUACUUUGCUUUGAUUAGUUGAUAAAAUGCAUCAACACCUGGUUGCAUUUUAGAAAUAUGUGAUUGUAACAAGUUAUGUACAUAUGUGUUAAUAUAAUAAAUAUGAAAUGAUUUUCUUGCAAUGAA
Pseudomyrmex gracilis is the source of this 690-nucleotide messenger RNA. RefSeq names its product NADH dehydrogenase [ubiquinone] 1 alpha subcomplex subunit 6 (gene ND-B14). Gene Ontology annotation, biological process: response to oxidative stress. The transcript is spliced from 3 exons. The coding region runs from base 204 to 563 and encodes 119 amino acids. NCBI's taxonomy places the organism in Eukaryota, Metazoa, Arthropoda, Insecta, Hymenoptera, Formicidae. The record is from RefSeq and is a predicted model, not a curated record.